GCUUUUUCUCUUUUCUUCUGCAUUCUCUCCUCUGGGGACAGCAGGUGGGAGCUUUCUAAGCCAGACAAAGGAGACCUGACAAGAAACUGUGGUGAAGGGACCAGCCCAAGGCAAAGGAAUGUCCGGUCAUCUCCUCCCCUGGAGCAGGCAGCUGAGAUCUGCAUAGACAGGAGACAUUUUGCAAGACUCAACACCUGGAGCAGUGCUAACCAGGUGGGCAGCCCUGAUGUCGGCCAAGCUCUACGUGCUCAUCAGCUGGCCUGAUGGCAGCCGUGUCAUCAGCAUGGAGAACAUCAAGGAGCCCCGCAAGCCCUUCCAUCUCUAUGCUGUGGGUGAGCAGGUGCUGGCACGCUGCCCCGGCUUCAGUGGGCUCUACUGGGGCAUUGUGGAAGGCAUAAGUGAGCAUAAAGAUGUGUUGGAGAAGAAGCUGCUGGAAGAUAGACAACUCCUGGAGAAGUUAAAAGAUGAACCAGCUGUCCACAGCGUGAUGCCACCCCAGCCAAAAAAGUCCAGGAAAACCUUCCCAAAAUGGACCCCAGUGAAUGCAUGCAGGAAAUACCACGCUGACAGGACUUACUCUGGGAAGCCACUGCUGCAGGCAGCUGAGCCCAGCCUGCCCUGCAGUGCUGGCAGCCCCUCCAUCACCAAGGAAAGAUGUACCCUGGGGCCACCCCAUCCUACCAGCACUUUCACUCCCCCAGCUGCUUUCGUCAGCCUGGCUGUGCCAGGGACUUCCCAGGGUGAGGAGGACAGAGCUGACACCGCUACCAAAGAUUACGUUACCCUGGCAAUGAAGAGGAAGUCAGAUGGCAUCUUGUCCCAAUGCCAGCAACACAUCUGUCUGAACAGCUGUGAAGAAGGAAAGCUGGACGCUUUGCAGGAGAUGGAUGGCUUUGAGAGAGUUCAGAAAAAAUUUGCUCCCGGUGAGAUGGAAAGAGAGAAGAUAGAGCAGCUGGAAAGGAUGGUCUUGGACCUCCAACAGGACGUCCUCUCUCUGAAGAAGAAGGUACAGAGGCUGGAAUCCCUGUCCUUCCAGGAGGAGCCCCACCGGCAGCCCUGCGAGGUGGUAGAGCUCUUCAAUGGCUACACCAAGGAACAGCUCCGAGAAGCAAUCCGCUUUGACCAGAAGAUCAGCACUGCCUGCAAGACGCUGCUCUACAAGCUCUUCACGUCUGACUACAUCCAGAGCCACUCCAUCACGGGGCGCAGAGGCAACACUUUCCGAGAGGCGAAGCCCAUGAUGGAUGAGCGCUGCAUCAAAAUCAUCAGGGUGCUGCUGAAACAGAAGUUUGGGGACCACCUCAGUGACACGGUGAUCACAGAGAAGAUACAAAACGUGCAGAAAGCUCUGAGGCAGAAGUUUAAGACAGAAUGUCUCUGA
Lagopus muta (rock ptarmigan) is the source of this 1381-nucleotide messenger RNA. RefSeq lists its product as uncharacterized. The record is from RefSeq and is a predicted model, not a curated record. Bases 227 to 1381 code for a protein of 384 amino acids. The transcript has 8 exons. Lineage: Eukaryota; Metazoa; Chordata; Aves; Galliformes; Phasianidae. Gene Ontology annotation, molecular function: DNA binding.